AAGAAGAGAAAGUAAAACCAUGUCAAAUCCGCGACGAAGAGGUGGUAGAAGUUCUGAUUUCGGACGGCGGGACCAGCAUUGGGGGUCGCCUAGAUCAGGCUCUCCAGGUUCUCCUGGCAUCAAUGGCAGUCCAAGGACAGGUAGACGUGAUCAAAGGGAUAGACGGAGCGAACUACUUCCAACAGAUCACGACAGUUACGUUGACUAUCUGAAGAAAAGAUGGAACUCUGUCAAAAGUCAAAUGAAUGCAACAUAUUACAAGGUCCCGGAUCAUAACCCAGCUGUAGAAGCAGUCCAACCAAACUUUGAUGUAGACAGAUUUUUUGAUGAACGACAGCAACAGCAAAGACAAGGCCAGCAGUCACCACCCAGUAACCCACAGUCCCAUAACUUACAAGGACUACCAUCCUGAUGAAGAACCACAUGGAUGGAAAAAUUUACAUGUACCAUGGAACUAUGCAGCUUGGCUUGUUCUUGGCCUUGACUGACUAGUUAGGUUGGUCUGGCAAACUCACUUACAGUAUACUCCAGUUUCAAGUUCUCUUUGCUCAGCCUUAGUCUCAGUCAUGUGUUAUAAUAUUCAGCUAUUCAACCAAAACCCUGUGGCAUUUAAAUAAACUUGUAUUGUUCCAUAGUACAUUUUUUACUAUACGAUGAACCUUAAUGAAGGAAGAGAACACAUUUGUACACAAUCGAGGCUAAGACUGAGCAAAGGCGAACUUGAAAUGGGAGUAUUCUUAGUUUUAAGUAUCUAGAAUGGGGUUGUAGACAUGGCAGCCAUGUUGGUGUUUGAAAAAAAAACAUGCUUGGAAGAAAUCUUAGGUUAAUGGUACGCCAACAAGGUUGCGAUGAGAUCACUUGAAAAAAAACCUGUCAGCCAUGUUGGUAGGCCCUUGAUUAAACUAAACAUAACUGGUACGCCAACAUGUUGUGAUGAGGUCACCCAGGUCAGAGGCCAAGAACGGCAAUACUAUCAAAUCCCCAUGAUCCUAGACUUUUACAUGAUUAGAUUUUAACUUACAGGCUUGCCUUAGAUGAUAGAGCAAUAACGAUUCACUGCGCUCUUGCUUUACUAUACACACACACAAAAAAGAAAGAUAGUUUUGAUAAAAGUAUAGACAACUCUUGAAACUAGAGGAUUCUUAAGUGAGACUAACAAGAAAAUACAAAAGAAAUCAUACUUUUUCUUGAUGGAAUAGACGGUCCUCUUUACCUUGGGCAUAAUGUUUUUCUAUUUCAGGCAACAUGUCAUUCCCUAGGUUACUAUUUCUUUGUUUAACGGUUGCACAUCAGAAGACACAUGAAGAUGAAUGCUGUCUUCAGACCAUGUUAUUUCCUCGAGUAUCAUUUCUUUGUUUAAAGGUUGCACAUGAGAUAAAUUAAAAUAUAGAUAAAAGUUAAACAAAAAAUGAUACUCUCAAGAGGAAUGGAAAACGUUGUGCCCUAAGGUAAAGAGGUCUAUCUAUGCCCCUUUUUUAUAUUUUUGUGUCAGCCAGAUUCUAUUGUUUCAUAUUAGCUGUCAUUCAUUCAUGGUUUUUUGUUCUUUCCAUGGAAAGUAAAAUCACUCAAAUAAUUAUACCUUAAAUUGCACUGUAAAAGUUUUAAAAGAAAUAUUUAUCUUGAGGAUUUUUCAGUUAAAGAACAUGAAAUUAUUUAAAGAAAAAAUGCCUCCAUGUUGUUUUACCUGUUUAAGAUACAUCAGUGGCAAUGGCAUAGUGAGGGGCAGCAACUGUCACCCACAAGUUUUACUAAACCCUGUGGAUGUGACAGAAAAUUCUAAAGAUGAAAUGAGUAUGCAUGUGAAUUUGGGGAAAAAUGGUAAAUUGUCCCCUAUUUCUGAGACCUUGCUAUGCCCCAACGACGAAGUACUCUUCAAGGAAGGUUCACCAAAACCUUAUUUUGUAGCAACGGCAGAUGGUAUGAUUUGGCGCCAGUGAUUUAGGAACCCUGUAACCUCCCGGCCCAGUUGUUCAAAGCCCGAUUAGUGCUAAUCCUGGGUUAACUCUUAAUAAGACCUAUAGAGUUAAUCCUGGAUUAGCGCUAAUCCAGCUUUGAACAACCCGGCCCAGGAAUAAAACUUUCCCAAAUCUGUUGUCAAGGAUUUAUAGAUGAGAAAAGAGACUAUCUAGUAAGACAAACGUUUGACUUCAAUUUCAAAUAAAUAUUUAAUAGCA
This is a messenger RNA of Actinia tenebrosa (Australian red waratah sea anemone), 2174 nucleotides long. RefSeq lists its product as uncharacterized. Lineage: Eukaryota; Metazoa; Cnidaria; Anthozoa; Actiniaria; Actiniidae. The record is from RefSeq and is a predicted model, not a curated record.